AUACUUAUAAUAAAUCAGUAAUAAUUGAUGGUAUCCAUUUUAUUGCUUCUGAUUUUGGUGAACGUAUACUUAUCACAUCACAUGUGCUUGAUAGCUUUGAAAGGAUUAAAAUAGAUCUUAAUGUUCAUAGAUUUCACGAAGAAGAAUUGACUUUUGAUUAUGAUUUAAUGGAUCCCUAUAAUUUAACGAAUCCUGUCAAACAAUUAUUUAUUGAAAAAUUGGUAGAACAAUCGGUUAAAGAUAACUGGCUUAAUUAUUUGAGAAAUGAUUUGAAUGAUUAUAACAAAAUAUCGACACCUCCAGGUAAAAAAGACAUUAUUGAUUUUAUAAGAAACAUUGACAGUAAAAAAUAUAUUCAGGGAAAUGAGACAUACGAAGGGUAUUUGACAAAAUGGACCUUAAGUUGUAAAGAUGUUAUGUUUACUCUUGAAGCGUUUCACGAAAAAUCCAAAGUAUCUGAAGAAAAUAAGCGGGAACCAGUACAUAUAAAAAAUCAACAAAAAGCAAAUAUGUAUGGUAUAAGUGUGCAUUAUAUUUGGGGUGUUGGUAAAGACGUUGGUAAAGAAAUUAAUAGAGAUGUUAAAUAUUGGAGAGAGAUAUUUGAUGAUUCUUUACCAGAAAGACUUCUUCCACAAUCUGAUUUAGAUGGAAUUAUCAAUGAAGCUAAUAUUAAAUCAAAUAAUGAUACUACAAAUUUAUAUGAUUUGUUAUUAGAUAAUUAUGUUGAAGAUAAUUUUUUUUUAGCACGUUUUGGUAAAAUACUUAUGGAGAAAUUUUUAGAUUUAAAUAGGGAUUGGUGGAUUGAAAAAUUAUGCGAGAAUUGUAUUAAUAAAUGCUCGUAUGGCAAUGAUAAAAAUAGUUCUGAUAUACAAUCAAAUAUUCAGUCAUUAAGUAUUAUAGCUCAAUUUUAUUCAGAAUUAAUUGAAAAGAAUCCUGCAAUCAUAUAUAAAUUUUUAUCGGAGAUGGCAUUUGUGGUUCCUUCAGUUGAAAAUAAUAAUACGUACUAUAAUUCUUUAUCAUCGUCACCUCAUCUUCGCCAUUAUAGUUCACAUUAUGACUUAUAUGAAACAUCCCACAUUAAUAAUGCAUUUUUUAUUAUUUCUAAAUAUUGGCUUGUCUUUAAAAAUAAAAGUAAGCCAUUUAUUUGGAAUCAACCGAAAUCACUUGAAAAUUAUUAUAAAUCUUUAUCUUCUGUUAUUCAGGGUUUCCUUAUAAAACCAUUUGAAAAUUAUUAUAGAACUUACUAUGUAGAUAAUAAUGCAACAAUUAAAUUAUUAUUUCCUUUACCUUAUUUUGUUAAUUAUCCCAAAGAUUUCAAUACUUUAAAGGAUUUAUGGAAACCUGAACCUAUACAUGUGCAUGAACUUCGUGAUCUAAUUAAAGAUAUUCAAAAUGGUAAAUGGACAACUUUAGAGAAACCUUAUAUUUCUCCUUUAUUUUUAGAAUAUAUUUAUCAAGAAGAUGAAUCUGAAAUCAGUCAAAUUAAAAAAAGAUUAGAAGAUUUAACUAACGAUGAAUCUGAAAUUAGACAGAUUAAAAAAAGAGUGGAUGAUUUAACUAGCAAUAACUAUGAAAUUAAAAAAAGGUUAGAAGAUUUAACUAACGAUGAAUCUGAAAUUAGGCAGAUUAAAAAAAGGGUGGAUGAUUUAACUAGCGAUGAUUCUGAAAUUAGUCAAAUUAAAAAUGGGUUAGAAAGUUUAACUAAAUUAUUUGGCAGUUUCAAAGAAGAAAUUAUAUCAAAAUUAAACGAAUUAAAACAAAACUAG
Dentiscutata heterogama is the source of this 1766-nucleotide messenger RNA. Lineage: Eukaryota; Fungi; Glomeromycota; Glomeromycetes; Diversisporales; Gigasporaceae. The record is from the annotation of a GenBank genome assembly.